UCCUUCCUUGCUCAUCGUCGGCUUUAACGUCGCCGUCAUCCUCAUCGGUCGAACGCCUCGCCAGAGAGAGAGAUUGACAAAGAUCUGAACUCAAUCUGCUGUUAGAGGCAGGCAACGAUUUGCGAUUUGCGAUUCCGUUCAUCGACGUUAUCUGUGUUCAAAUUUGAAACCCUAGCUGUAACCAGUGCCCUAGAUUCUGGUCGAAAAGCUAUCGAGAAAAUGGUGGGCGCAUCGCUGACGGGAUUGCAAGAUCAUCUCAAGUUAGCCAGAGAGUAUGCCCUCGAAGGUCUAUACGACACUUCCAUCAUCUUCUUCGAUGGUGCCAUCGCUCAGAUCAACAAACAUCUAAACACACUUGACGAUCCUUUAAUCCGUUCAAAAUGGAUGAAUGCUAAGAAAGCUCUUUCAGAAGAGAUAGAGGUUGUGAAGCAGUUAGAUGCAGAGAGAAGAUCUUUCAAGGAAACUCCAAUUGGAAAACGACAUCCUUCACCUCCAAUUUCUACUAAAUCCUCCUUUGUUUUCCAACCAUUAGAGGAAUACCCAACAUCAUCUGGUGCUCCAAAUGAUGAUCAUGAUAUAUGGAGACCACCUAAUCGAUCUGGUGGUCCAGUUGAUGAUCCUGAUGUAUGGAGACCGCCUAAUCGAUCUGGUGGUCCAGUUGAUGAUCCUGAUGUAUGGAGACCACCUAGUCGGGAUAAUAGAAGAGCUGGAAGAGGAGGUCAGAUGCGAAAAUCUCCUCAAGAUGGAGCUUGGGCUCGUGGUGCCACCGCCAGAUCCACAGCUGCUGUUCGAGGAGCAAAGGCUGGUAGUGCUCCUACCAAAUCUAGUUCUGGAUCUCGGGCUUCCACUGCUGGGAAGAAGGCUGUCGGCUCUGGAAAAUCUGGGAAGGCAGAUUCGGCGAAUCUUGAGACUGAAGAUGGAAAAUCCAAACGAGGACAAUAUGAAGGUCCUGAUGCUGACUUAGCUGCAAUGCUCGAAAGGGAUGUUUUGGAUUCAACCCCGGGAGUGAGAUGGGAUGAUGUUGCUGGGUUAACUGAGGCUAAACGGCUUCUAGAAGAAGCUGUCGUUCUUCCUUUAUGGAUGCCUGAAUAUUUUCAGGGGAUUAGACGACCAUGGAAAGGUGUGCUUAUGUUUGGACCACCUGGAACUGGAAAGACACUUCUUGCUAAAGCGGUUGCUACAGAAUGUGGUACAACAUUCUUCAAUGUUUCAUCAGCUACUUUGGCUUCUAAAUGGCGUGGAGAAAGUGAGCGUAUGGUCCGAUGCUUGUUUGAUCUAGCAAGAGCCUAUGCGCCCAGCACUAUAUUUAUUGACGAGAUUGACUCACUUUGCAAUGCUCGAGGGGCUUCAGGGGAACAUGAAUCAUCAAGAAGGGUGAAAUCUGAACUUCUUGUUCAGGUAGAUGGAGUAAAUGCUAGUUCCCCUGGUGAAGAUGGAACUCGUAAACUUGUCAUGGUUCUAGCUGCUACCAAUUUUCCAUGGGACAUUGACGAAGCAUUAAGGAGGCGUCUAGAGAAAAGAAUAUAUAUCCCACUUCCAAAUUUUGAGAGUCGCAAGGAACUUAUAAAGAUCAACGUGAGAACGGUUGAGGUGUCAAGUGAUGUGGAUAUUGAUGAAGUGGCUCGUCAGACAGAAGGGUACAGUGGAGACGAUCUGACAAAUGUUUGUCGAGAUGCAUCUUUGAAUGGAAUGAGGCGUAAAAUAGCUGGGAAGACUCGAGAUGAAAUAAAGAACAUGUCCAAGGAUGAGAUUUCUAAUGACCCUAUUGCCAUGUGUGAUUUUCUUGAAGCAAUUGCCAAGGUUCAAACCAGCGUCUCUGCAACUGAUAUCGAGAGACACGAGAAAUGGUUCCAAGAAUUCGGAUCCGCAUGACCCCUUUCAGUUUGGUUUGGUUUGGUUUGGUUUGGUUUGGUUAGGUUCUCACAUUAUUAUAAUCAUCAUCAGCAUCUUGCUUUGCCUUAUCUGUUUGUUGUUUGUUUUACUAACUAUGUUAAAUUGUAUGUUCUGUUGAUUUGAGCAUGUUGUCUAUUAUCAAUGACUUUAUAAAUUAGGAUUUUUUCCUCUUUU
Molecule: messenger RNA, 2067 nt
Organism: Impatiens glandulifera
Lineage: Eukaryota; Viridiplantae; Streptophyta; Magnoliopsida; Ericales; Balsaminaceae
Product: katanin p60 ATPase-containing subunit A1
Exons: 7
Coding region: 220-1872 (550 amino acids)
Biological process (GO): microtubule severing
Cellular component (GO): microtubule cytoskeleton
Molecular function (GO): microtubule binding; ATP binding; microtubule severing ATPase activity
Source: RefSeq, a predicted model, not a curated record